Rubroshorea leprosula is the source of this 703-nucleotide messenger RNA. The record is from the annotation of a GenBank genome assembly. NCBI's taxonomy places the organism in Eukaryota, Viridiplantae, Streptophyta, Magnoliopsida, Malvales, Dipterocarpaceae.
AACGAAUCUGGUGAUAUUUUCCUCACUUUCAUAAUUUUACUUCAUCUUCAUUUGGAAGCAAAACCAACUUGAGUUCCAAGUUAAUUAUUUGCUUUCUUGUUGAGAUGUAUCAUAUAUCUGCACCUGGAUCCAUCUUGUGAUAAUUAACAACCACAUUGUCAAUUUCACCAUGUCCAAAAUGAGUCACAGAAAGGUUAAUUCCCAAGGAAGCAUAGCAUUUUCCUGGGAAGACAAGCCUGGGAUUGCCAAGGCCACCCAUCCUGACCUUCCCCUACAUGCCCUUAACCCAACAGUAACAACACAAUCAUUGCCACUCCCGCCUCCAUGCCCAUCAUUGCAGUCUCCAACUCCUAGCAGAAACACAUCGUUAAAAGGCCUGAGGUUGAGAAGAGAAGAUCCCUUUCUUGCAGCUUACAAGGAAUGCACCAAAACCGUUAGAAAUAUUGGUAAGUUGGCAAGUGAGAGUAAGAAAAAUGGUGGGUUGAAAGUAAGGAAGAUCAAGUUUAGUUUUUCAUGUAAGAAUUCCAGCGAGGUUGUAGAGGAUAAUUCGGUGAGGCUAUCUAAUCUUCCACCCCUUCCUAAAGGUAAAAUUCGAUCCAGUAGACAAGAUUUUAUUCAACCUCUUGAAGAUCUUGAAGCAUGGAAUUAUGGUCUUUUUUGAUCACAGCUUCCACAUAUGUAUCAUUAAAUUCUUUUAUCUUAA